Racocetra fulgida is the source of this 1102-nucleotide messenger RNA. NCBI's taxonomy places the organism in Eukaryota, Fungi, Glomeromycota, Glomeromycetes, Diversisporales, Gigasporaceae. The record is from the annotation of a GenBank genome assembly.
AGGCGGCAGACCAAAUGAAAACUUUGUUAACCUUCAAAGGGAUAUAAGACUACCGGGGACACCACGUCCAAUAAAGCCCGUAGAGGACAACAUUGAUCGAACACCUGAAUAUAAAGCUUUCAUGAAAAGUCUUGAAGAAUUUCAUAGAGCCCAUGGUAAAUAUCAUGAAGUGGAAGAUAGGCAUCAAAAUCGUAUACUUCUUGCCCUAAAAUCUCACCUUCCAAAUGAGGUGGAUUGGGCAUUCGAAAUCUUAGUGCAACUCUCGGCAGACGAAAUAAUCAAUUUUCAUGUUGAUAAAAUACCCGGCUUGGUGGAUACUAUCCUCCUAUUCGUGUCUCCAUUUUACAAAGAUUUACGAAAGCUUACGGGACAUGAUUCUGUUUGCAUGUCUGUUAUGGAUUAUUGCAAAGACAUAGAUAAUAUCGAGGCAACGAUCAACGAAUUCUUGAGCUCACCAACAAAAGUUGAACAAGUAAAAAGGAUAAUGCAAAUAUUUUUAAUGUUUCGAAAUCUUUCUUUCACUGAACAUAACGUAAAAUUUAUGGCUGGAUACAAGCCAUUACGCAGAUUUUUAAUAGAAAGUCUCGUUUUGCCUGAAGUUGCGCGACUAUCAGAACUAAAACAUCAUUGCCUAGAGACGGUAGCAAAUAUGUGUAGGGUUAUAACUCUGAGAAGUAGUAAAGAUGAACUUCUUUCAACUUUGCCUAAGUUACUCUAUUCCAAAGACAGUGCGCUUGUUUUGCUUAGUAUUCGUGCAAUGGCUAGUUUAGCAGCAAACGAACAUAAUGCUGAUUUUUUGCGAGAAAUAGAUCCUACUAUAGUACAACGUUUAGUGCAACUAUUACUAAUUGAAGAUGAUGAAGAAUUGAUACUUGCGGUAUUAGAUUGGUUCUAUCAAUACUCGACUUACGAAGAUUCUGCUUAUACCAUAGCUCAAAAUGCUCCAGGAAAUUUCGUGCGUCUUUUAAUUAAUUUUUUGCGCUAUGGUGCAAAUGAAGAAGAUUAUAUAUACGACCAAAGAACACCAAUGGAACUGCAUCCCUUUCAAAUCCAUGGUGAAUUUGAAGAUUAUCCUGAACCUUACCGCACUUUAGAAUGGUGA